Molecule: messenger RNA, 749 nt
Organism: Macroventuria anomochaeta
Lineage: Eukaryota; Fungi; Ascomycota; Dothideomycetes; Pleosporales; Didymellaceae
Product: ribosomal protein S16
Exons: 2
Coding region: 32-442 (136 amino acids)
Biological process (GO): mitochondrial translation
Cellular component (GO): ribosome; mitochondrial small ribosomal subunit
Molecular function (GO): structural constituent of ribosome
Source: RefSeq, a predicted model, not a curated record
GCAUCACCGCAUCGCACCCCACACCCUCGCAAUGGUCCUACGCAUCCGCCUCUCCCGCUUCGGCAAGAAGCACGCGCCCUUCUACAACAUUGUCCUCACGCACGCCCGCACAGCGCGCAACUCGCGGCCCCUCGAAGUCCUCGGCACAUACAACCCCAUCCCGCAGCCGCCGCGGCCAGGCGACACACAUGGACGACCGUGGAAGGACAUCAAGCUGGACAUGAGCAGGGCGAGGUACUGGGUUGGUGUUGGUGCGCAGCCGAGUGACACUGCGUGGAGGUUGUUGAGCAUGGUUGGCAUUCUCGAACCGCAGUAUCGCAUCUCGAAGAUCCAGGGACAGGUCACCAAGGCAGAUUCGGCGGCCAAGUCGCUAAUACCGGAGACACCUAUUACUCCUCCUGCAGAGGCCGAAGUCACACAAGAGCAGAAGGUCGAGGCAUAAGCGCAUGCAUCGAACAGCAGGUUCCUGGAAACGAAUAUUGGAGGGCUACGCCUGCCAUAAGGGAGGGCACUUGUUCCAGCGGUAGUGUUGGAGUAUCGUGGAACACCAUGUUUGCAGUGGAGUGCGUCAGGAAUUGAACAGGGGGACGCCUGCAGCAAAAGAGCACUUUUACGGGGGAAUUCAAGAGAGGUGCAUCAAUGGGCGUUAUUUGGCAUACCGGCAAAGAUGUAGACGUUGUACCAUAUACCUUUGCAUUGGAAGAGGAUCUUGUACAUUCUGUAAGAAUAAGAAGCUAAGGGACACAUCC